AUGAUCGAUGGAACAUCAGGCAGUAGCAAUAAUAAUAAUAAUGAUAAUAAUUUGGACAAGGAUGGAAGUAUUUGUGAUAAUGAAGGAAGCAGUGAAUUAAUCCAGUGUAAACCUGACAAAAUUUUUCCACUUGAUAAUGAGAAAGAAGAAGAUUUACAUUAUCCAAUAACAACUUAUCACUACUCGGUGAGUAAUAAUGCUCGAUAUGUAUAUGUUAUCGGUGAAGAAUCUAAUGAAACAAACUCGCAACUAUUUGUUUGGGAUUUACACCGCGGAACAUCACGACGUUAUACGUUAAUAAAUUUACCGCUUGCAGCGCAAUUAAAGCAUUUAUACGAGAUUAAUUCUCAAGAUGGAAUGCUUCUAAGUCGUAAUUUGCAGUGCUUUUUUGUGCAUCUAAUUCAAUUUAAUCAUUCAAAGCAGUUAAUUGAAGUUCAUGAUGUACUGUAUCGUCAACAUAUCAAUCAUUCACAUUUUUGGAGUUCUGCAAGAAUUUCAUCUGGUCAAGGAAUAAUAUUCAUGUCACAGCACAAUAUUUCUCGAAAUUUUUUCAUUGCUAAAGUCAUUCCAAAUGCACCAGUACAAUCAGUUUUUCUUACUGCGCAAAUGGCUGGAUUACAUUUUUGUGGUCAGCCUUGGGUACAUGGAGAUUUUAUGUAUUUAUUCGAGAGUACAUCUUCAAUUAAUUUUGCUGAAAUAAAAUAUCUUACUGGUCGACUUGUACGAGCUAAUUUAACAACGGGUGAACUGGAAAUGAUUCAUACGAAAGCUACUGGUUUUAUUAAAGAUAGCUUGCCAUCAAUGAAGGAAGAUAUUAAUUUACUAUUAGAAGAUGAAAAUGCUAAUAUCCCAUUUUCUUUGCGAGAAAUGGAACACACUACGAUUAUUAGACGUGUUAAACACGUUGAACGUAGUGGAUGGCUUUGGAUUAUUGCUGAAUUUAUGGAUUCUUUUAGCACAUAUAAUAGUAUUAAUAGUCAUUGUGAG
Messenger RNA from Thelazia callipaeda (thelaziosis nematode), 987 nucleotides. NCBI's taxonomy places the organism in Eukaryota, Metazoa, Nematoda, Chromadorea, Rhabditida, Thelaziidae. The record is from the annotation of a GenBank genome assembly.